AGCCUCAAGACAGCACCAGCGGAAUCUCUGAGACUUUCUUCUGUUGAAUCCCGAGCGUGUGCCCCUGCGCGAUGCUGGCCCUGGCGUGUCUGUGUCUGGGGCUGCUGGGCUCAUCCCUAGCGGCCACCGUUCAGUCUCGUAUGUCGUCCUUCGCUGGCGAGUAUGGAGCAGGAGGAGGCACGGCGUUCUCAUACUCCUCUGAGCAGCUGAAUGGACCAAUCACAGCCCUGAGAGUGCGUGAGAACCCCAGCCACGUGAUCGGGAUCCAGUUCCGCUACGGCAGGGAGUGGGGUCCGUAUUACGGCAACCCGUCCGGCACGCUGCUUGAGGUGGUCCUCCACGCCGGGGAGAACAUCACUCAGGUGUCAGGGAAGGUGGCCUCCUACGUUAACGAACUGAUGUUUGUGACGAGCCACGGACGCAUUUUCCGCUUUGGCCAGCCCUCCGGCACCUGCUUCAACGACUUCCCCCUGUACCCCGGCACAUCUCUGCGCUACGUCAGCGGCCGAUACUCCAGCGUCAUACACAGCAUUGGCUUCCACUGGGGUCUCCAGCCGGGCUGUGUCCACUGCAAACAGGAAGAGUGAUGUGACCCCACCCAUGCAGUCUGAAGCCCCACCCCUGAGGUGCCGCGUCCCACUCAGACCUGUAUAUUCAAUAAAUUGUCUUUUCUCUGA
Molecule: messenger RNA, 677 nt
Organism: Spea bombifrons (plains spadefoot toad)
Lineage: Eukaryota; Metazoa; Chordata; Amphibia; Anura; Pelobatidae
Product: zymogen granule membrane protein 16-like
Exons: 4
Coding region: 72-587 (171 amino acids)
Source: RefSeq, a predicted model, not a curated record